UCGGUGUCACCUCUAGGAAGUACCGCAAAAGAUAAACCGGGAGAAAGUUUGCAGCCAUUUAAAUUUAUUUUUUUUGCAUAAGAACAGUCUGAAAUUUCGUCAUGGCGCUCGCCGUAAUCAGCUCCGUGGAGGAGCUCAUCGAUCGUUACAACAUAAACCUCACACAACUGGCGUUCUGCAUCUUCAUCGCAACCAUCGUGUUCUUUGGCAGUUUGAUGACCUUUUUGGAGUCCCAUCUGCCGAACAGCAUACGGCAAUCGUUUCGCUAUGGAAAGCAUAGCCACAAGGGUGAGGCCGAUGCGCUAAUUAGCUACUUGGAAGUGCCCAAAGCCUGGUUCAAGCAUUUCUACAUCUUUGCCUUUGGCUGGUCCCUGCUGGCGCUGUAUCUGCUGGCCACCUCCAUUGCAAACCAAACUGCAGCGCCGGAAUAUGCCUUGCGCUUUCUGGAUCUGGUGUGCGGCGGUCCCAGCAAUCGCAAAGUGCAAGUGGACUCUACGACGGCUCUGCUGGGCACAGUGAUGCUCACGUUGCAGUGCAUUCGGCGCUUCUACGAGACGAACUUUGUGCAAAUCUUUUCGAAGCAGAGCAAAAUGAAUCUGUCGCACUAUGCCGUGGGCUUUGUGCACUACUUUGGUGUCAUUGUCUCGCUGCUGUCCAAUACGGCGGGAUUUGUGCGCGGCUCCCAGCCCACGGAGGUUACGCGCAAGAGUUUCUCCCAGUUGCAUGUCAUCUACCUGCUGGUCUUUCUGUUUGCCUGGCAUCAGCAGUACGCGAGCAACAUGAUAUUGGUAAAUCUGCGCAAGGAUGCCAAAACGGGUGCCGUGAAGACGGAGCAACAUUUGCUGCCCAAGGGCGGUUGGUUCACUCUGCUAUCCUCGCCACACAUGUUCUUCGAGGUGGUUAUAUAUUUCUGCCUGGCGGAUCUGUUCACGCCAGUGCGCACCUGGAAGCUGGUGUUCCUGUGGGUGGUCAGCAAUCAAACUAUCAAUGCCUUGCUCAGCCAUCAAUGGUACAAGGAGACCUUCAAGGACUAUCCCAAGCGUCGUCGUGCCAUACUGCCAUAUCUGCUGUGAGAGAGAGAGCGAGACUUGCUUUUUCUAUUGUACAAAUAAUUUAGUAGUGGAAUUUUAUUAAAGUCGUUUUUUUACACACACGCAAAAAA
Messenger RNA from Drosophila obscura, 1162 nucleotides. Its product is annotated as polyprenol reductase. The record is from RefSeq and is a predicted model, not a curated record. Gene Ontology annotation, cellular component: endoplasmic reticulum. Bases 102 to 1073 code for a protein of 323 amino acids. Lineage: Eukaryota; Metazoa; Arthropoda; Insecta; Diptera; Drosophilidae. The transcript has a single exon. Gene Ontology annotation, molecular function: 3-oxo-5-alpha-steroid 4-dehydrogenase activity. Gene Ontology annotation, biological process: polyprenol catabolic process; dolichol-linked oligosaccharide biosynthetic process.